Molecule: messenger RNA, 1218 nt
Organism: Dermacentor andersoni
Lineage: Eukaryota; Metazoa; Arthropoda; Arachnida; Ixodida; Ixodidae
Gene: Polr2C
Product: RNA polymerase III subunit RpII33
Biological process (GO): transcription by RNA polymerase II
Cellular component (GO): RNA polymerase II, core complex
Molecular function (GO): protein dimerization activity; DNA binding
Source: RefSeq, a predicted model, not a curated record
UUAGUAAUGGCGUCGCGUGUGUUUACGAUUGCAAGUCGCAAACGCGCCGGCAGUCUGUGAAAUAACCUUCGAGACCAUUAACUGAAAGAUUCCUCAGUGAAACUGCCUGCGAAAGACAUUCUCCAGAAGUUUCGUGAGUCGUGUUUCGUUUCAGAGCGCACAACUUUCCCAAUUCGGCAGGAACAAGCCUUGGUGCCGGCGGUGCUUUCGAACCACAGAAGUCUUUCAGAAGCUCAGACUGCGUGCUUCGCGACGUUCGGUAGCAGAAGGAUAAACUAGGCGCGGGAUCGACUGCGAAGCAGCGCCGCCAUGCCGUACGCCAACCAGCCGUCGGUGCACAUCAGCGAGCUGACCGACGAGAACGUCAAGUUCUUCGUCGAGGACACGGACCUGAGCGUGGCCAACAGCCUGCGGCGGGUGUUCAUCGCCGAGACGCCGACGCUGGCCAUCGACUGGGUGCAGCUCGAGGCAAACUCGACCGUGCUCCACGACGAGUUCAUCGCGCACCGGCUGGGCCUGAUCCCGCUCACCAGCGACGAGAUCGUCGACAAGAUGCAGUACUCGCGCGACUGCACGUGCGCCGACUUCUGCACCGAGUGCUCGGUCGAGUUCACCAUCGACGUCAAGUGCCUGGACGAGCAGACGCGGCACGUGACCACCGCGGACCUCAAGUCGAGCGACCCGCGCGUCGUGCCGGUCACGUCGCGCCACAAGGACGACACCAACGAGUACGGCGAGACCGAGGACAUCCUCAUCGUCAAGCUGCGCAAGGGCCAGGAGGUCAAGGCCCGCGCGUACGCCAAGAAGGGCUUCGGCAAGGAGCACGCCAAGUGGAACCCCACGUGCGGCGUGGCGUUCGAGUACGACCCGGACAACGCGUUCCGGCACACCACCUACCCGCGACCCGAGGAGUGGCCCAAGAGCGAGUACACGGAGCUGGACGAGGACCACGCCGAGGCCGAGUUCCAGAGCGAGGGCAAGCCCAACAAGUUCUUCUUCAACGUCGAGUCGUCGGGCGCCUUGAAGCCCGAGACCAUCGUGCUGACCGGCCUGAGCGUGCUCAAGAAGAAGCUGAGCGACCUCCAGACUCAGCUGUCGCACGAGCUGCCCUGCGAUUCGCUCACGAUCAACUGAUGGAGGGAAGCCCGUUCGUUCAUUUCUUGCAAGGACACGCGUAACCGUUUCAUACUGUUAAUAAAGCAGAAAACCUCGUUGCCA